AAGAGCCUCUUUUAGAGAAUCAAUAUGGCUUCCUUCGACCACUAUGUGCUACUGAUUCUGUUAACAAUCACUCUUAUUUUAUCCGCUGAAGCAACUAAAGAACGCAGAGCAAUACAAACAAAGGCAGAGAUGAAAGAAAUGGAGAGACAACUCAAAGCUAUCAACAAGCCUGCAAUCAAGAGUUUCAAGACUGAACAUGGUGAUAUAUUCGAUUGUAUCAAAAUUCACAAACAACUAGCAUUUGAUCAUCCUCUACUAAAAAAUCACUCUGUUCAGCUAAAGCCAACAACUGUACCUGAAUGGAUCACUGGAAACAACAUUUCAGGGACAUUUGAUCUUCUGCAAGAAGGUAUAAGCUGUCCAGAUGGAACAGUAAUUGUAAAAAGGACAACAAUGCAAGAUCUUAUGCAUGCAAAACGUUUGAAAUCCAUGGGAUUCAACGGCCCGAGAUCUUUUCUCAAAGAGAGAAAUAACACUAAUUCAAAUGGAAAAUUCUACUUUGCAAAAGCUGACUUUGGACCGGAUAGUUUUUCUGGAGUAAAAGGAAACAUUAACAUAUGGAAACCAAAAAUCUUGCUAGAUCAAGUUAGUUUUGCAUUCAUAAGCGUUGGUGGAGGGCCUAAAGAAAAAUUCGCCAGCAUUUCAGCUGGGUGGAUGGUGAAUCCAUCGCUCUACUACGGUGAUUAUGUUCGCUUAUACGCCUCAUGGACUAUACACGGAAGCCAGACCGGCUGCUACGACAUGUCAUGUCCUGGAUUUGUGCAAGUUAGCAAGACUACACCAAUUAGUGCCAUUCUUCAACCAAUUUCGAUCUAUGAUGGUCCACAGUAUGAAUUGCGUUUGAGCUUGUAUCAGGAUCGGGUCAAGGGAGAUUGGUGGUUUGCAUUUAAGGAUGAGAACAUCGGAUACUGGCCAGCAUCAUUGUUGAAGUCCUGGAGGGAAUCUAACAACGCAAAUUAUGCAUCUUGGGGAGGUCAAGUGUACAGCCCAGUGACAGAGAAGGCUCUUGUUAUGGGAAGUGGUCAUUGGCCUAUUGGGGGAUUAAAAAAAGCAGCCUAUGUGAGCGGCAUCAAAAUCAUCGAUAGGUCGGGGACAGUUUUCGAUCCAGAAGUUGGUUCAGUGAAGGUACAUGAGAGCAGACCAAACUGUUACAAAGCCAUAUAUGUUCAUGAAGAUGAUGAGCCUUGGUUAAGAGCUGUUUACUUUGGAGGUCCUGGAGGAUGCAUAGGGAGAUAAUAUUCUAUGGACUGAAGAGUUUACAAGAUUUUAAGAAUUAUAGAUGAAGCUAAUAGGAGAAAUUCAACAGAUUUGAAAUAUAUCUAAGCAUUACUUGCGUUCUAAUGAAUAAUCAUAAGUUCACAAUUCAGCACAAAAUAUCGAAUGGUUAUAGCAUAGAUUAAGUGCAAACUCACCUUAAAGUACAUGGAAAAAAAAAACAUCUCUUUCUUAACUGCAAAAUAAUGUAAUUAUAUGAUUAAGGAACUGCUAUAUCAUUAGGACAAAUAGUUGGUAUUAAGUAAAAACUUUAAGUACAUGAAUAACUGGUUAGAUAUAUUUCAAGUUAAUAACACGAUUAAGGAACUGCAAAUUUUGUCUGAAGCUAUCUUCUACGGAGGACCAGGAUAAGGUACAUUCGAGUUAACAUGUUCUUAAGAUCUCUCCGCAUUAAGUAUCUUCAUGCAUGAGGGGGAACAGAUCUGAGGGUUAGUUUGAAAGAUUGAUAUCGGAAGUAGAAAAUGGUCUAUAUUAUAAGUAAAUUUAUGGGCAUGUGACGGACAUAAUAAAGAAUUGAAAGAAAGACAACAAUUGAACAUUUUAUCGCCAUGAAUCGCUACGAAAGACAAGUUCAAUCACGUGGAAGAGACUCCACCGGGUCGUUAAGAAACAAUGAAAAUUUAGAUUGGUUAAUAAAAUGGCAGGAUGACAAAGAGUUGAGGCAAUAGACACCCAAAAAGCAUGAUGUAACAUUAAUGCAUCCAACAUAUAUAUCCAGCCAAGCGCAUGGGGUUAAUUUCGGCAAAAAUGUGGACUAUAUAUAUAUAUUGUUUUGACUUUGAAAUAGAUUUCUAAAAAUCAAACUUGGCUCUGGUCAAAUGUCUCUCAGCCAAUUCUCUCUAAUU
This is a messenger RNA of Arabidopsis lyrata subsp. lyrata, 2120 nucleotides long. RefSeq lists its product as uncharacterized. The coding region runs from base 25 to 1236 and encodes 403 amino acids. Lineage: Eukaryota; Viridiplantae; Streptophyta; Magnoliopsida; Brassicales; Brassicaceae. The record is from RefSeq and is a predicted model, not a curated record. The transcript has 7 exons.